ACCUUGUAUGAACACCCUUGUUUCCAAAAUGAACCAUUCAUGUUCUCCGUAAAAAAAAAAAACACUUCAAUUUUUACACAAAAUUUAAGCUUGUUUGUUGAUCAAAUAUUGAGCAUUCUUUUUGGCUGAAUAUAAAUCAAGUGCAUUGUCGACCAGAAAUUGAAGUUUAACGAAUUGUGGCUUGUAUAUAGCUGUGUAAAAUUUUAGUUUAUAUUUGUAUAUUUGAUACAGAUGAUCAAGCUAGUUGUUGAGAUCUUCUUGGUGAAAGAAUUUCCUGUGUAGAAUUUUCUAAUUUGGGGUAAAUUACUUAUCUGCUUUGCAUGAAGAAGUUGAAAAAAGAUUAAAUACAGUAUAUGAAAAUUGUUGAUUUUUUUUGUUGUACAGAUGAAACGAUGUCCUGAGCUUGGGGUCUAUUAGAAACAACAUUUCUAAUUUUUCGUAAAAAGUGGUAAAAGUUGCAUACCCUUUAACCCCAGAUCUAAUAUGUGGAAAGAGACUGUGUAUAUUGAGUUGUGUUGAUAAAAAUACAUCAAUAGUGAGAUAUUUCAUUGUAUCUAUGUGUAUAAAAAAUGAAAUCUAUAAACCUCUUUUAACUUUCCUGAAGUGUUAAUUUUGUAUUGUCAUAUUAAGAGAAGUAGUUUUGUUCUGCAUGUCAUAAAGUUUCAAAUUACUUGUGUUUACUUUAAUUUUUUGGAUUCUGAAUAUUAGAAUUAUUGACUAUUAUUCUGUGAGUAUGAGUUGAUAUUUUUGAAUUUUGAAACUAAAAAAUAUUUUCUUCACUGUUAAUUUGGUGGUUAUUUUCUUAUGGGUAAAUUAUUUUUUUGCAUAUGUUAAUUAAUUAAUUUUUUUGAAAAUGGUGAAUGUUAGUAGUAAAUGGAGAGGCUUCUAGCAAAUGUCUUGCUCAGCUGUACGAAAUAAAAACCAUAUGUACACUUAUCAUACUCGUCGAAGCGACAAUUGUCAUGGACAUAUGUUGUUGGUCCAAUCACAGUCAACUCGAUAUACCAACUAUACAGUUAGUGGCUCAGCUUGUUGGUUCUUUAACAUCACUACUCAAAAGCCUUCUGCUGAUUACUUUGCUUGGGUUGCUAAACAUACCUUCAAUGUUGGUGACUAUAUGACCUGUGGACAGUUUCUGAAAGCCAAUAGUGGACAACCUGUAAUAUGGAAAAGAGCUUCAUUCAUGGAAGAGGUCCUCCGAGAGGCUGAUGUGAUAAGUCUACAUCCAGUCCUUGAUAAAAUAACUUACCACCUUGUGAACAAAGAGCGGCUAGCAAUGAUGAAGAAGGAAGCAAUACUUGUGAACUGUAGUAGGGGGCCUAUGAUUGAUGGAGUAGCUCUUGUUGAGCAUCUGAGGAAAAAUCCCAUGUUCCGUGUUGGCCUUGAUAUCUUUGAGGAUGAGCCCUACAUAAAACCUGGUCUUGCAGACAUGAAGAAUGCUGCUGUAGUACCCCACAUAGCUUCUACUUCUAAGUGGACUUGUGAGGGAAUGGCUACACUAGCUGCUCUGAAUGCCCUGGUACACAAUAUUGUUGGAAAUUUAAGAAUUGGAAAUUUUAGAAUUGUUGGAAAUUUAAGAAUUGUUGCCAUUUAUUGGUAUCAUGUGAUAGGGUCUUUCGCUAGUCUUGGUUUCCUUGCUUGGUACCUGUCUGGGAAAAUUAAGACAUUUGAUCGAAGAGGCCAUGUUUAUAAACUCUACCUUGUGAAAAAAGGUAGUAUGCUGUGUGUUUUGGUUGCUCAUGGUGAUGGAAGAGCUUAUGUCCCUGAUGAUAGCAUUUUCAACCAUAUUCUUGGCUCAAACUUGGCACCAGUUAAAUAUUGUGGUGAUGAUGGCAGACUAACAGAUGCAUAUCCUUUCAAUCUUAGCGUUACAGCUGUUGCUGCACAAACGGUUGCUGAAGCAGAGGCAGCUAUAAUUGCGAGAUGUAUUCUAGAUUCUGAUUCUUCCACAAUUAAAGCAGUAAAUAUAGCAUACAAGCCUCCAAAUGACACUGAAUAUCUGAUUAAAUUUUGA
Molecule: messenger RNA, 2014 nt
Organism: Capsicum annuum
Lineage: Eukaryota; Viridiplantae; Streptophyta; Magnoliopsida; Solanales; Solanaceae
Exons: 9
Coding region: 893-2014 (373 amino acids)
Cellular component (GO): cytosol
Molecular function (GO): glyoxylate reductase (NADPH) activity; NAD binding; hydroxypyruvate reductase [NAD(P)H] activity
Source: RefSeq, a predicted model, not a curated record